This is a messenger RNA of Mytilus trossulus (common blue mussel), 2040 nucleotides long. RefSeq names its product excitatory amino acid transporter 1-like. The transcript is spliced from 11 exons. Gene Ontology annotation, cellular component: plasma membrane. The record is from RefSeq and is a predicted model, not a curated record. Lineage: Eukaryota; Metazoa; Mollusca; Bivalvia; Mytilida; Mytilidae. Gene Ontology annotation, biological process: L-glutamate transmembrane transport. Gene Ontology annotation, molecular function: L-glutamate transmembrane transporter activity; glutamate:sodium symporter activity; neutral L-amino acid transmembrane transporter activity. Bases 119 to 1609 code for a protein of 496 amino acids.
UAAACCACUUAUUUAAAAGAUGUAUAUUUACUUGUAUAUCAGUAUUUCAAAAAUUCAUAUUUUUCGAUGAAAAACGCAUACCAAUUGCCCUGAUCUUUGAGUUUCUUUGUAUUGCAACAUGGCAGUAGGAAAAGAAAAAUGCUUGGAGAUUUUAAAAGCAAACUUGUUGGUACUGUUGACCUUAGUGGGUGCUGCAGUGGGAUUUAUUAUAGGUGUGGUUGUUCGGAAUACAAACCCAACGGACAGCACACUCAUGUGGGUUGGUAUCCUUGGAGAAAUUUAUCUAAACAUGCUGAAAAUGAUGAUAGUUCCUCUGAUAGUGGCUUCAGUAAUUACAGGAACAUCUACCCUAGACCCUAAAUCAAAUGGGAAAAUUAGCUUAGUUAGUUUGGGUUAUAUUUUGAGUACAAACUUCCUUGGAUGCUUAGUUGGCAGUAUACUUUGUGUGAUCAUUCGACCAGGUGAAAUAGCUAAAACAGAAGUUAAAGCAUUAAACUCUGUUCCUUUAGAAACGGAGGACAUUUUCGCUGAUUUACUGAGAAACAUUUUCCCCGACAAUUUGAUAUCUGCAACUUUUCGCAAGACAAUUACGAGCUACGAUACGGAGAAGUACAAAGCAAAUGUGACUAUAAAUGGGACGAUCGUAGAAGUCAUAGAAACUAUGGUGACUGGAAAGAAUCUAUCAAUUGCUAAUAGCACAAAUAUUCUAGGUAUUUUGAUAGCUAGUGCCGUAUUUGGCAUUGCCACUGCGUCUACAAAAGAAAUUGGACAACCUUUCUUCAAGUUCUUCUACGCAGCUACUGAAAUUAUAUUAGUAAUAUUAGGAAAACUAAUUUGGUUUACUCCAAUUGGUGUGGCGAGUCUGAUUGGUAAAACUAUUGGAAGAACUAAGAACUUGGAGGAUGAUUUCAGUAGACUUGGUUUAUACAUAGCAACUCAAAUGAUUGGUUAUUUACUCUUCAUGAUAGUAGCAGUUCCAUUAACAUACUUUAUACUGAUGAGAAUGAAUCCGUUUAGAUUUCUUUUCACUCUGAUUCAUGCUUUUAUAAUAGUGUUUGCUACUACUAGCACUGCCAUUGCUAUUCCUGAAAGUAUACGGCAAUUAGAAGGACCAAAUAAAUUAGACCGCAGAGUGACUCGAUUUGUUAUUCCAUUAUGUGCUGCUAUUGAACGUUGUGGAAGCUGUAUUUACAUAAGUAUAUCCUGUUUGUUUGUCAUGCAAAUCACUGAGCAGGAAGUGGACGCUGCUUCUGUCGUUUUAGUAAUCAUUUUAACGACAUUUUCGUCGUUGGCCAUACCAUCUGUGACAGGGGCUAGCUUGAUUACUGUCAUCAUCCUACUCACUGCCUUAAAUAUUCCCCCUGAAGCGGCGGCACUUCUGUAUUCUUUCGAGUGGUUUCUAGAUAGGAUGAGGUCAAUUACAAACUACAGCGUGCAAGUGACAUGUGUAGUGUUUACUCAGAGGAUGUGUUUGUCUUCAUUAAAGACUGAUAACAAAGAUGUUGAAACAUUGAAUGUAUUGAUUGAAAAAGAAAAUGAAAUUCCAAUAGCUGAGAUGGUUGACGACGAUAAAUACUUAUCAGAGGAAACAUUCAAUCAACGCCUUUAAAAGACUUAUCAAACUCAUAUGUUUAUAUAUCAAUUCUACAUACAACUAUUACAAUUUUUGGUAUUUUAAUGUAUCCAGUGUAUUUGUCAAAAAAACUUUAUUGUAUUUUUUUUUUCAAUUGAAAAAGUAAUGCCUUAAAAUAUUAUACCAAAUAUAUGUUCUGUUCAAUAAUAGACCACAUUUUAUAACCAUAAAUAUAAUAUAUUACAUACAUAUUGUAUGUUUUACGAUAUAAUGUUAAAGGUUGUAAAACUGAUAGAACAUUAUGCUUUACAUUUGUAUUGCAUAUGUAUUGUAUAAUAUAUAUGUUGUGUCAUAUGUACUAUUGUUUGUCUGUUUGUCUUAUUCAUUUUUAGCCAUUGCGUUGUCAGUUUAUUUUCAAUUUAUGAGUUUGACUGUCCCUCUGGUACCUUUCGUCCAUCUUUUAGAUA